Messenger RNA from Cucurbita pepo subsp. pepo (vegetable marrow), 1448 nucleotides. RefSeq lists its product as uncharacterized. NCBI's taxonomy places the organism in Eukaryota, Viridiplantae, Streptophyta, Magnoliopsida, Cucurbitales, Cucurbitaceae. The record is from RefSeq and is a predicted model, not a curated record.
AAGCACACUAAUAGGCGAAGGGACAAGGAUAAUAUGUAAUAAUGUAAGAACGUGGGAUUGGAUUAUUUGGAGGUAUAUUCUAAUAAAUGAGAAUCAAGUGGAAGAUAAGAGGGAGUAGUUCAUAGAAGAAGAGUUAAGCCAUGCAAAAGAAUAGUAAUUAUAUAUUGGUAAAGAGGGCCUUUUUGUCAGGUAGCUUCUUCCAUAGAGCCCUAGGUGUCCAUGUGCUGCUUGCUUUCAUAUCAUAAUCUCCACCUCCUUCAACCUACACCUUGCUUGUUUCGGCUUCACCAGACCACUUACCCUUUUUUAAACAUCUUACUUUUCCUUCAACCUAAUCUAUAAAUCUCCCCCAUUUCCAAACUCUCCUCAUUUACCCAACUUUCCCACCUCUGACACAAUCAUUUUCCUUCCCCAUUUCCCGGAAUCCAAACACCUACACAGAAAAUGGUUUCUAUAGACAGUGUUCAAACAUCGCCACCUUCUUCAUCCAUAGAACCAAAUUCCAGUCCUCGGAUAUCCUUCUCUUCUGAGUUUCUUGAUGAAAGCAACUUCAUUUCCAUAACCCCUCAUUCCCAGAUAGAGAGAGAUCAAGAAAUUUGUGAGAGGCAGAAGAAGGAGAGAUCAGAGAGGCUGGCAAGGAGUGCUGAUUUUGAGUUUCUUUCUAAUCAAGUAAGCAGCCACUCUAUGCUUACGGCAGACGAGCUUUUCUUUGAAGGGAAGCUUCUUCCCUUUUGGCAAAUGCAGCAAGCAGAGAGACUCAACAAGAUCAGCCUCAAAUCUCCAAAAGAUGUAGAUGAAGAAGACUUGGUGGAGAUAGAGGUAAACAAGGAGGCGGAGAACAAGGUGAAUUGGUUCCUUGACGACGACCCGUCUCCGAGGCCCCCAAAAUGCACUGUUCUGUGGAAAGAAUUGUUGAGGUUGAAGAAGCAACGCACUUCAUCUGCGCUGUCGCCAUCUUCUUCUUCGUCCUCGUCGUCUUCUUCUUCCAGGUCCAUGGCGGAUGCAGCCACAUCUGAGGAAGGGACAACAGGAAACAAAGAGAAGAACAUAAAGAGGAUAAAGAAGGGUUUGGAAAGGACAAGAUCAGCAAGUAUAAGAAUAAGGCCUAUGAUUAAUGUGCCAAUCUGCACACAGGUGAAGAGCAGUGUUUUGCCACCCUUGUUCCCACUUAAGAAAGGAAGAUUUGAUAGAUGAGAAAGAAGAUGAAAUUAGCUAAAAGUCAGCAGCUCAAGAUCUCAUCAAGUCUAGUCCAACAUGUUAAUCUCCCUCUCUCCCUCCCCUUCUCUUUGUCUCUAUCAUUUCUUGACAAAAUUUCAUCUUUCAUUUUGAGUGUAUGGAUUAAUGUUGAUUAUGGCGGUGGAUCUAAUAAUCUACGAUUGUAAAUGCUGACCUCUAGUUUUUGGUUGUUGCUAUUCCUUGAUUAAUCACAUUAAUCUUUUUUGCUUCCA